Mytilinidion resinicola is the source of this 595-nucleotide messenger RNA. RefSeq lists its product as uncharacterized. NCBI's taxonomy places the organism in Eukaryota, Fungi, Ascomycota, Dothideomycetes, Mytilinidiales, Mytilinidiaceae. The record is from RefSeq and is a predicted model, not a curated record. The annotation marks the transcript as partial. The transcript has 2 exons.
GGGGUCCGCCAAGUGAUAGACUCGCCCAUCAUCCAAACUCAGCUUGCGGCUUACUUCCCGCAAACUUUCAAGUCCUCGAAGUCCGCGAAGGCGGUGGCGGCCAUCUGCCACGGCGUGCUCGGGUUGUCUGAAGCGAAGGGACCAGACGGGAAAAGCGUGUUGUAUGAUGUUACGACUACGGCGUUGCCGGGGAAGAUGGAGCAGGGGAUCUUUUGGGCGACUAGGGCGGUGUUGGGAGAUUAUUACAAGACGUAUGAGGCUGGGAGCGAGAGCGUAGAAGCGGCAGUGAGAGGAAGGAUGCGAGAGCCAGAGAGUCAGUAUAAGAGUAGUCUUACAGGGAGUCCAUUUGUUGUUGCGGAUGAGAAGUAUAAUUAUUUGAGCGGAAGAUUCCCGCCGGAUGCACAACUGCUAACUGAGAAAGCAAUUAAAUUGGUCAGAGAUAUCGUGAAAUGAUGAAUGUUCUGGUUUCCUUGAUGAUCAUAAUAAUAUCUCUCUCGUCCUACUGUACAUAUCUUAUCUUGUAUUCCACAAUAUCCCUAGCAUCAAAUCCUAUCCCUUCUUUUCAGUCCCGACCUUCUUAGCUGAGCUUGGAUUG